Ixodes scapularis (black-legged tick) is the source of this 2092-nucleotide messenger RNA. RefSeq names its product mitochondrial amidoxime reducing component 2 (gene Marc). Bases 183 to 1163 code for a protein of 326 amino acids. The transcript is spliced from 8 exons. NCBI's taxonomy places the organism in Eukaryota, Metazoa, Arthropoda, Arachnida, Ixodida, Ixodidae. Gene Ontology annotation, molecular function: catalytic activity; pyridoxal phosphate binding; molybdenum ion binding. The record is from RefSeq and is a predicted model, not a curated record.
AGAGACGCCGGUACUGCUAUCGCCGCCGCAAUUUUUUUUUUCUUUCGCGUCCAGUCGUCUGUUUUCCGCUCUAGCGGGUAGCCGACUUCGUUCGCUCGGCGCGUUUAGUCACGGACGUUGUAGUACGGAUACCAUCUGCUCCAACUUGAACGGCUUAGGCAGAAACAGACCGGCGUCUUAACAUGACCGCGGCGAGCCCUCAGAUCGGUGUGCUGGCCCUGACAGCAACCCUGGUUGUGGGCACCGUCGGGGCGACGCUGUGGUGGCUGAAGAACAGGUCCGCCAAGUACCUCAAGGUGGCCAAGGUCAAGAGGAUCUUCAUCUAUCCAAUCAAGUCCAUCAUGGGCCUGGAAAUUACGACAGCACACUGCACUGUCGAGGGUCCCGUCUACGAUCUUCUCAAGGACAGGACCAUGAUGCUCGUGAAGGGGGACUAUUUUGUGUCUCAGCGAGAAGAGCCUUCGCUCGCCCUGGUUCAGAUGACGUACAAGGAUGGCAAGCUGACUUUGACAGCGGAUGCGAUGGAGCCCUUGGUUGUCGACGCCGUUGAUCCGGACGCGUCUUCAAAACCAUCGUUUAUGGUGAAGGUCAGGGGCAACGAGUACAAGGCUGUCCAAGUUUCGCCAGAGGGGACGAAGUGGUUUCGACAGUUCCUGAAGCAAGACGACAUUCGCCUGGUCCGCAUUUUGCAGGACGACGAAAACAUUGCACGUGGAGCGCGCGGCGCAAUGCCAGUGGCCUUUCAAGACUCGGCGAGUUUCCACGUGUGCUCGGUCGAGUCCCUGAAGGACCUCAACUCCAGGAAACCGGAAGGCGACGGUGUGGAAAUCACGGAGCGCAACUUUCGACCCAAUUUUCUCGUCGAAGGCUGCGACGCUUUUGCCGAGGACCACUGGACCCGCAUCAAGCUUGGAGAUGCUGAAAUAUCAUUCCUCGAACGUUGCACUAGAUGCAUCCUGACAACAGUCAACCCGGACACCGGCAUCCAGCUCCGAGAGCCGCUGAAAACACUCAGAACUUACCGGUUAGACAGGUCCGACAUUGGGAAGAAAAAGUACAAGCUGCACCCGCUGUUCGGCGUGCGCCAGUUCUUGCUGAAGGAUGGCCACGUCAGUGUGGGUGAUGACGUCUACGCAGUUUCCUCCGCCAAGCCCCUUUUGUGAGACUGCCUGCGCCAUCUUUCGACCUUUACCCGGGCUGUGUUCACACCGAAGUUUCAUUCCCUGAGCACACAUGAUUCACUUUUAAUCACGUGAGAAAUUCGCUGCCUUCUCGCACAAACUUUUGUUCCCGAGGGUAGAGUUAAACUAGGAGUGCAGUUAGACUACACAUCGCAGCAGUAAGUCGAACUUUGCCUGAGGGUUAUUCUUCCUAUCUCUGGAUACUGUAUAUUUUUUGAUGCAAAACUUUUUACUUUGCGCUGCUCCUAUCAAAAAGUGAAAGCGCUUUGUUUAAUGAUAUUUCCGUCGGGAGUAGUCGCUCGUUAUCUUCGUGGGACGUCAAAUUUACGUCUAAAUGGUUUCAACCAUCGCUUCCAACGUUUUUAUCCCAUGAACAUUAGUGCUCAAAACUUUAUCCUCAGGUGAAGUUUCAGCUUUCAGCUAACUGUCAAGUGAAGUUUCAGCUUUUUGUGUUAUGCCAUUAAUCUAUGCCAGGUGAAGAACAAAGCCAUAUCUUUUUUCUCACACCUCGUACUAUUAAAGUGAUUGUUAUCCGAUCUCUGAAUAUACUGGGGUACAAGUUAUGCUGUAAUUUAGUUCACAUGGUUGGCACUGAGUUCUUUAGUACGUUAGUACGCUGUCAAUAUGUAGUGGUUUGAUUAAUGAAUGUUAUAGUAGAGCUAACACGUGAACGGUGCCAGUUUAGAAUUGUUAAAAUGAAGAACGAAAAAACAAAUUAUGCUGUCUUUUUUUUUUUUUUCGUCAGUUUAGAAAUGUUCACUUUGGCAUUUGUUGGAGGGGUAACUCAAUUGUCUUUCACGCAUGGCCUUUUCUCUUUGACCAUUUUUCGCAUGUAUACAUUAUCCGCAGCUCUCCUAAAAUAUUGUUCUUUUUUAGAAGAACCAAUAAAGUAUUGUAUUUGUGAAUCUGCA